AUGGACUCAAACAAGAAACCACUGCUCUUCCUAGAUAUGAAACUGCGUGACUACCCAACGGACCCUAUCAAAACCCUCAUUGAUUCUGGCGCCACCUCCAACUUUAUAUCCCCCUCAUUAGUAGAACAACUUAAAAUCCCAAAAACCCUACUCAAAAAUCCACGAGUAGUGAGAAUGCUAGAUGGUACCAUAUCCCAGACUGGUUGCAUUUGGCACCAGGUUCAACUUGUGGUCUCAACCAAUGGCCACCCCCACACUAUCCCUUUCCUUGUUUGCCCCAUAGGCAACACACCGGCUAUUCUAGGCAUGACAUGGUUAACGGCAGAAGCUCCUUUGAUUGAUUGGCAACAGGGACUAGUCACCUUCCCUGAACAAGUUCAAAUUGCCUCCAAAGAAGAAGCGGACUCAGAUCCUUUAGCAGACCUUCCCCCUCAGUACCAUGAGUUUGCUAAAGUCUUUGGCAAAGAAGAAUUCAAGGUCCUCCCUCCACAUAGGGAGUAUGACAUCUCUAUAGACCUUGUCCCGGACGCCAAACUGACCCCUGGUCCCAUAUACGGCAUGACGGAUGCGGAAUCUAAGGCGUUGAAACAACACAUUGACGAGGAAUUGGCAACAGGCAAGAUUUGCCCCAGCACCUCAUCCGCCGGCGCUCCAGUCAUGUUUGUAAAGAAGGCAGAUGGUUCCCUCAGAUUAGUGGUUGACUACAGGAAGCUAAAUGACGUCACCCACAAAAAUGUCUACCCCCUUCCCAGGCAGGAUGACCUCAUGGCUAAGUUACAAAACGCCAAGCUAUUCACAAAAUUAGAUCUCCGAUGGGGGUACAAUAAUGUGCGCAUCAAGGAAGGCGACGAAUGGAAAACGGCUUUCAGGACCAAAUAUGGCCUUUUUGAGUACUUGGUCAUGCCUUUUGGACUUACCAACGCCCCUGCCGCUUUCCAACACUUCAUGAACGAUCUGUUCAGAGAUCUGAUUGACGUGACAGUAGUAAUCUAUUUGGACAACAUCCUUAUCUUUUCUGAGAACCCAGAAGAUCACCCUAACCACGUCAGAGAAGUACUGUCGCGCCUAAUGAAGAACCAGCUGUUUUGCAAGUUGUCAAAGUGCCAUUUCCACGUUACCACAGUCAACUACCUAGGCAUUAUUAUUUCUCCCUCCGGAUUCUCAAUGGACAAGAAGAAGAUAGAAGCUGUCACAACGUGGCCCACUCCCAGAACGGUCAAGCAGGUCCAGGCCUUCCUAGGUUUUGUCAAUUACCUCAGACGCUUCAUUCCCAACUUCAGCUCUGUAGCGCGUCCCCUCCAUAACCUCACUAGAAAGGAGUCCCCUUGGUCAUGGGACGUAUUGGAAGAACAGGCUUUCCAGGAACUCAAAGCAUUAGUCACCAAAGCGCCAGUUCUGAUCCAUUCAAACCCCAAUUUGCCUUAUUACCUAGAGACAGACGCGUCAGGCAUAGCUAUGGGAGCCAUCUUGAGUCAGCGGGGAGACGAUAACUGCCUACACCCGGUAGCCUACAUGUCGAAGUCCUUCUCUGGUGCCAAGGCAAAUUACAACACCCACAACAAGGAACUCUUAGCCAUCAUUAAAGCCUUGGAGGAGUGGCAUAUCUUCUUAGAAGCAACGGAUAGACCCAUACAGGUAUACACGGACCAUCAAAACUUGGAAUACUGGAUGCAGGCAAGAACAUUCAACCGCAGGCAUGCCUGGUGGCGCGUAUUCUUGAGCAAUUUUAACUUUGAAAUCCACUAUCGCCCAGGAAAGCAAUCAGGAAAACCGGACGCAUUAUCCAGAAGGUCAGAUUACGUAGACACGCCCCCAGAGCCAGAGAUCAUGUUACCAGCAGAAGUCUUUGCCAAUACCUCAGAGGAAGAAGUCGAAAUAGUCACAGAAAUUUGCUCCAGACUCAGAGAGGACCCGUCCCUGGAGCCCAUCAUCCAAUUCCUCACAGAAGACGCAGACAAUGCGCCUCCCUCCAUCCGGAAAGCUUACAGAGACUACAAUUGGGAAGAGGACCUGCUAUGGUACCGUGGGAAGCUAGUUGUCCCAGAUUCAGAAACCUUGAAAGAACAACUUCUGAAGGAAUUCCACAACUCCCCACUAGCGGGCCAUCCGGGCCAACAGAGAACCCUUGAACUUCUGAAUUGCAACUACUGGUGGCCAGGCAUGAAAUCAUCUGCCAAAGAAUGGGUAGAAUGCUGCCCCACAUGCCAGGCCAACCGCCAAGCUCACGCCCUGGUCAUUGCCCUCAAACCACUAGAAGUUCCCCCCUAUCCGUUCCACACCAUUUCCUAUGACUUUAUUACGGGAUUCCCAAAGUCAAACGGUCACAAUGCAAUCUUGGUAGUCAUUGACUCCUUUUCAAAAUUCAGGCAUUUCAUCCCAACUACCAAGAAGGUUACAUCCAAGGGUCUAGUGGAAUUAUUCAUCUCAAAUGUGUGGAAACUCCAUGGGUUACCGGUCAGAACAAUUUUGGACAGAGGGACUACGUUUACAGGAAAGUUCCUAAGGGCGCUCUACCAACGCCUUGGAGUAAAACCGUCCUUCUCAUCAGCCUACCACCCUGAGUCAGACGGACAAACAGAAAGGGUGAACCAGUUCAUUGAGUUCUACCUAAGAUUGUAUGUUGCAGCAGACCACUUGGACUGGGCCUCCUGGUUACCAUUAGCAGAAUAUGCCUACAAUAACGCAAGACACUCCGCCACUGGGAAAACCCCCUUUGAGUUGGUAUAUGGACAAAACCCUGUCAUGAACCCGUCCAACAUUCCAGCAAACAUACCAGAAGCCAACCAUGUGGCAGAUACUCUUGCUCAAGAGUGGAAAGAAGCAGAGGCAGCUCUCAGGAUGAGUAAGGAGAAAAUGGCUAGAAACAAGGGGACUAUACCGGAAUACUCAAUUGGUGAUAAGGUCUGGUUAGAUGGAAAAAACGUGGAGCUUAGAACAAACUCCAACAAACUAGACCCCAGAAGACUAGGACCAUUUGAGAUCACAGAGAAAAUCUCCAGUCACGCGUACCGCCUGAAACUCCCAGAAACCCUGAAAAUCCACGACGUGUUCUAUGUAGGAUUACUGUCCAAAGCCCACAAAUCUCCAAGCCAACCAUUCCCUGAAAAACCCCCUCCUGAAACAAUAGAGGGGGAAGAAGAGUACAAAGUUGAACAGAUCAUUAACUCUAAACGCCAACAAGGGAAAUGGUUCUAUUUGAUCAAAUGGAAGGGGUACGGCCCAGAAGAUAACUCAUGGGAGCCAGAAGAACUGUUGGAACACAGCCAAGAAGAGAUCAAGCAAUUCAACCAAGCUAGACUCAGAAAGGCUUGUGAUGCCGCCAAGAGCCUUUAA
Molecule: messenger RNA, 3333 nt
Organism: Rhizoctonia solani
Lineage: Eukaryota; Fungi; Basidiomycota; Agaricomycetes; Cantharellales; Ceratobasidiaceae
Product: Retrotransposable element Tf2 protein
Exons: 1
Coding region: 1-3333 (1110 amino acids)
Biological process (GO): DNA integration
Molecular function (GO): nucleic acid binding
Source: RefSeq, a predicted model, not a curated record